UUUAACUGAGGAGGUUCGAGAGCAAAGUCGCCGCUUAUCCUUCUGGAGACUUUCCUGUGUCCGUCAAGGUACAAAAGUCUCCUGAAUUCAGGAGCCAUUUGCACAUCUUUUACGAUCCUCGCUAACAGAGUAGAUCGGAAGACUACACAUCCUUGCCUGAGUUUGCACAUGUUAUAAUUUUGACGAAGAAUCCGAAGUUUUGUGGAUUGUGAUCAUCUUCGGCGAGCGAAAAGUUUGGGUUUUUUCCAAGCCUAGCAGGUUUGGGACGCCAGUAUUAAUGAAGUCCAGGUAUGGAUUGUUCUUGGUGGCGAUCGGGAUUUCUAUCAUGUGCCUGGGACCAUGGAUACCUGUAGCGAGCGCCACUGUUUCUGAGCAUGAACCUUUGGACUUGGCCAAGCGCAUGGCCAUAACGUCGAUGAAAGAGUGGAGGGUUAUGGGGCCUGCAAAGGACAGGUUCCAGUAUGAGCUUGGCGUGUUUCUGCGAGGAAUCGAACUUGUUUGGAAGGCGACUGGCGACAAGAGUUACUUCGAUUAUAUCAAAUUUAAAGUAGAACGCCACGUGAUGGAUAACGGCACCAUCGCUGGCAACUACAACUUCACGGAAUUCACCCUUGACAACAUACUGACGGGCAGGUUGUUGCUCACCCUUUACAGACAAACAGGUGAGAUGAAGUACCGGACCGCUGCAAAAACUCUGCGGGAGCAGCUGCGGCAGCAACCCCGCACAAGGGAGGGAGGCUUCUGGCAUAAGCUUGUCUACCCCUACCAGAUGUGGCUCGACGGGCUCUACAUGGCGGAGCCCUUCUACGCUGAGUACGGGACGCUCUUUCAUGAACCCAAGGAAUUCAACGACAUCGCCUCUCAGUUCAUCAUCAUGGAGAAGCAUUCUCGUGAUUCCAAAUCCGGGCUUCUCUACCACGGCUACGACGAGUCCCGCGCGCAGAACUGGUCGGAUCCAAAGACCGGCCGCUCGCCGAGCUUCUGGGGGCGCGCCAUGGGCUGGUACUUCAUGGCCAUCGUUGACACGCUGGAGUAUUUUCCCAAGCACCACCCCAAGCGAGCUCACCUGCUUGCUAUCACGCACCGCUUAGCCAUAGUCUUGAAGGAAGUGCAAGACUCGAAAUCUGGCUUGUGGUGGCAGGUUCUUGACAAACCGUACAAGAAGGGCAAUUAUCUUGAGUCUUCCGCGUCCGCCAUGUUCGUGUACUCAUACGCUAAAGGUGUGCGCAAGGGCUACCUCCCGAAAAUGUACCUCAGUGUCGCCCAAAAAGGCUAUGUUGGCAUCGUCUCCAACUUCGUCGUAGAAACUGCGGACAUGGGAGUGAAUUACACGCGCAUUGCGAGCGUGGGCGGCCUCGGGGGCACUCCGUACCGCAACGGUACAUUCGAGUAUUACAUUAGUGAGCCCAUCGCGACAAACGAUCCUAAGGGUGUCGGUCCUUUCAUGAUGUGCAGUGUGGAGAUGGCUCGUGUAUGAGAAACCAAUCCAACUAGUUUGCGAGCGUAGCGUAGUGAUUUGAUCCGCGGUUUCCCUACGCCGUGUUUGAAUCAAAGUGCAAUGCGUUUUUUGUCCGAUCGCUAACAAGCUUUCAGCAAAGUUUAGACUUGCAUUGCAGACAGCAGGACUGAAUCUACUGUGUCUACACACCUCACGUCAUUACAAACACGAGAGCUGCGACCCUCUCUACGUCCUCGGGGAUUUGCUAAACAGAGACAGCACGGUUUACUUAGUUGAUUUCGUAACAAAAUUGUUUUCAAUGAACAAACACGGGUUUCUUGUGCACCUUCGAAUUGGUGCAAUUGUUGUAAGUCGACGGCUAGUCUCCCAGCGCGGUGAUGAGGAUCAGGGAGUUCGAACUACGGUGCAGGUGUGAACAGAGCACUUUGCGGGUACUGUUGUCAGCGCAGUCAACGCCAGUUGUGGGAAUUAUCGAAUUUUUAGUCAUAAAUUUCAAGCAAAAUUAUAUCUCAUGUGCUUUCAUAUCAAAAAAGUGAUAGUGCAUUACACACAGGCUCUUUAUCUAUAUCAGUAGUACUAAUAGAGCAAAUGAACAAUGUCUUUUGCCAUAUCUUGGUUUAUUAUAAAAUUACACAAUGAAAGUUAUUAAGAAGGCAAAACGUGUGAGGAACCAGUGAACGCUGGAUAAGUUCAGAGAUGGACCACAUUACUUGAUGCUUCAAAAGUUGUCUGCUGGUUUACAGAUGCUGCUCUGCUCUGCUGUCAAUUUAUUUUUCUGCAAUUUCAGAAGCUGAGAGCUUCAAAAACUGCAGAAUGGUCCCCCCCCCCGAGCUGUAGAAGGCGCAGCAGAGAGCCAUGCUGCACACGACGGGAGCAAUUUCAGGUUACAGCUUAGGUACAAGAAACAUUAAGAAACUAGUAGAAAGUGUAUGAAACAUCAACCAAUUAGUGAGUUCUUUAAGAAUUGUAGUAGGAAUUAAACUGAAUUUUGGAAUUUUUAGGGCUAGCAUUGGAUCAAAAAGGCACCUUUGCCGAGAGUGUUUGUGUAGGUGUUGGAAUAUGAGGGGUAAAAAUCCAUGAACAUGGAGGAGUUAUUUGUUAG
Molecule: messenger RNA, 2561 nt
Organism: Physcomitrium patens
Lineage: Eukaryota; Viridiplantae; Streptophyta; Bryopsida; Funariales; Funariaceae
Biological process (GO): carbohydrate metabolic process
Source: RefSeq, a predicted model, not a curated record